This is a messenger RNA of Penicillium verhagenii, 1443 nucleotides long. RefSeq lists its product as uncharacterized. The coding region runs from base 1 to 1443 and encodes 480 amino acids. The transcript has 2 exons. The record is from RefSeq and is a predicted model, not a curated record. NCBI's taxonomy places the organism in Eukaryota, Fungi, Ascomycota, Eurotiomycetes, Eurotiales, Aspergillaceae.
AUGACCGACGAGGGGGUGAAAGUUAUCGACCAGCUGACCGACCAGGCCGAUCACCUUCGCGAGAGUACGACACUCGACACAGACGCUCACCUCCUCGAAAUCGAUCUCGCUUACGUGCGGACACAUGGUUGCCAUCCAGUCGAGGCUAUGGACGUCCAAGAAGUCGCUCCCCUCCCAAUUACCGGCGUCGCUCCCGAACCCCUCCCUUCCAAGGCCGAGGCUUCGGGCCUAGUUCGUAUGGAAGGAGGCGUUCUCCCCCUCGGCGAUUCUCUCCACGGAGAGAGGACCGGCCCCGAUCGCCUCUCCCGUCAUGGCGAUCAAAGUCUCCAUACAGUGACGGCCGAUCGCGAGAUGCAUCUCGUGGCCGCAGUAGCCCAAGACGCAUCCGUCUUAAAUGGCGAGAGGAGUGUUCGAGCCCUUUCACCAAGAGCCAAUGCCACCCCCCAAUUUCGCUCGCAAAGCCCCUCCCAUACCUUUCCCCGCCGAGAACUACCCGUGGAUUUGAGCAGGAGCCGUCACUAUUCGCGGUCUAGGCCAGCAUCGCCCGUUCAUGGUACAAGGCCCGAGUCUAGCGCUACAUCACGACGCUCCUCCCCCGUAACAGGCCAAACCCAUGGUGGCCUAGUCUCCCACAAAAGCCGCAGCCGAUCUCCCAUCUGCUCUUCGCCUCCCCAUCGACCCUCCGGGCUCGCAGGGCCCCCUUCUUUCCCGGAUAUCGAUUCGGCGCAAAAUUCAGAAGCUAUUCACCCUGGAAUAGAAUCCACUAGUUCGGAUCGCCUUCAAACCGAAUCGGUAGGGCCCGUUCAAUCUCGAGUUGGCGGCUAUGUUCCAACCCAGCCAAGAAACAUUGGCAUUCGCCAGUCUCCUCCCUCUGGGCCAUCCAACGGGCAUAAAAUAAUACCUUCACAACCUCGAGGCUCGCAUAACAUGAACUUUUUAUCGGCACCAACGCGCCCACGUCGUGGCCCCCCUGGUGCUCGCGAUGGACCUUGGCCCGGUCCUCCACAGGCUCGUCGCGGACCCCCCAUGACCGCAUCACACCCCGCUCCUUCAGGUCCCAGGGCUUCAUUCACACCCCCGAUGCCCGGGGGGAACUUCCGUCACCCAGGAUCUCGGCAGAACAGCACUGCCGUCGUGACAUCCUCUAUAGCUGUGCCCAAACCUCCAAAUCAUUUAGUGGGACUGUAUACUUUGAUACCAGGUGGGAGAACUAUGCCAUCGACAUUAGAUGCAGCAACAGAAAAGCGUCUAAUCCAACUUGAGUCUGAUCGAGAGAAACUCCUCGACCAGAUGGCCGAGUCCCAAAAACUAAAGCGAGCAGGUCUCCGUGACUGGGAUCGGUUGGAUCAUGAAAGCUCCAUUUGUGCGCUUAAAAGUGACUUGGCUGAGGGUCAUUUACAACGCAUGGCCGACGAGACGAUUGGAGGUGGAAUCCCAUUCUGA